CUAUCGGAGCCGGCAGAGCGUCCACCCUGCAGACCAGGGGGCUUAGUGCAGCCUCGAGGCAGUCCCCGGGAGGACGUGGCCAGGCUGGAUGGACUUUCCUGAGCCCGAGCCCCAUCCCUGGAAUUCUGCAGCUGGGAUCUGACGCUGAGACCUUGCAGCAACAGAGACAGCAAGGCUGCUGCCAGGAGGACCGGGGGACUCAGACGUGCUCCAUGGUGACGGCCAUGUCAGUGAGAGUGCGGUUCCUGAGCCCCGGGGACGCGGGGGCUGUGGGGGCCGUGGGCCGCAGCGCCUCCUUCGCGGGCUUCAGCAGCGCACAGAGCCGCAGGAUCGCGAAGUCCCUCAGCAGGAACUCAGUGAGGUCACGAACCCCCGCCAAGCCCCCCAGGACCUACGGCACGCUGCGCAAGGGGUCGGCCUGCCUGGACCCCCAGCCCCAGCAGGUGAAGAGGAUCUUUGAAGCGCUGAAGAGGGGUCUCAGGCAGCACCUGUGCGCGCAGCAGGCCGAGCUGGACCACCUGUGUGGACGCCACGCCGACGCCCGCAGGAACUCCAGGCUGGCCUUCUACUACGACCUGGACAAGCAAACGCGCUGCGUGGAGAGGCACAUCCGGAAGAUGGAGUUCCACAUCAGCAAGGUGGAGGAGCUCUACGAGGGCUACUGUGUCCAGUGCCGCCUGCGUGACGGGGCUGCCAACAUGCAGCGCGCCUUCGCCAGGUGCCCGCCCAGCCGCGCCUCCCGCGAGAGCCUGCAGGAGCUGGGCCGCAGCCUGCACGAGUGCGCCGAGGUGGGCGGAGCGCUCUGGCUGCAGGGACAGUGGCGUCCCCUGGGGUGGGUGUGGCUGGGCGAGUGGCUGAGCUCCCACGGGGCUUUUCAGGACAUGUGGCUCAUCGAGGGGGCGCUGGAGGUUCACCUGGGCGAGUUCCACGUCAGGAUGAAAGGCCUGGUGGGCUACGCGCGCCUCUGCCCAGGAGACCACUAUGAGGUGCUUAUCCGCCUGGGCGGCCAGCGCUGGAGGCUGAAGGGCUGGAUCGAGCCAGACGACAGCCAGACGUGGGACCAGGAGGAGAAGGCCUUUGUCCCCACCCUGCACGAGAACUUGGAGAUCAAGGUGACAGAGCUGCGCGGCCUGAGCUCGCUGGUGGUGGGCUCCGUGACCUGCGACAUCGCAGACUUCUUCACGACGCAGCCGCAGAUGGUGGUGGUGGACAUCACAGAGCUGGGCACCAUCAAGCUGCAGCUGGAGGUGCUGUGGAACCCAUUUGACUCUGAGAGCCUCCUGGUGUCACCCAGCCCCACAGGGAAGUUUUCCCUGGGCAGCAGGAAGGGCUCCUUGUACAGCUGGACACCCCCAAGCACCCCCAGCUUCCGGGAGAGGUACUACCUGUCUGUCCUGCAGCAGCCAGCCCAGCCGGCGUUGCUGCUGGGCAGGCCGAGGGCCCCCUCCAUCCUCAGCUACCUGUCCGAGAGUGACCUCCAGGGCCCCAGCCUGCGAAGCCGGAGCCAGGAGCUGCCAGAGAUGGACUCCUUCAGCUCCGAGGAGCCCCGGGACGCCUCUACCCCGGAUGUGGGGCCCCUGCCCUGGGCCGUUGACCCUGCCGCCGCCACUGAAGAGGAGGCCCCAAAGGGCCCCCCGCCCUUGGGCCUGCUGCCGGAGGUGGCCCACCUGGCGGGGGCCUCGCCUGUGGAGCAGCCUGGCUGCAGGAACCUGGGAGCAGAGAGCCCCAACCCGCCCCAGGGCCCCCUGUCCCACAGCUGCACGCUCCCGAGCAGCCGGGAGGACCAGGAUGAAGGAGAAGCUGGGGCCGCAGUGGACGGGCCUGCCAUGGCCCCCGAGAGGCCCCUGCAGGAGGUCCUGGAGUUACUGAGGUCCACGGGCCCUGCCCAGCCCCAGCUCCGGGAGCUCGAGUACCAGGUCCUCGGCUUCAGGGACCGGCUGAAGCCCCGCGGGGCCCGGCAGGAGGAGGCCGCGGCCGAGAGCCUGAUGGACUGCAUCCUGGAGAGCUUCGCCUUCCUCCAUGCCGACCUUGCUCCCGACCAGCUGUCCCUGUUCGGGGACUCCCAGGGUCUGCGGAAAGACCGGCCCCCGCCGUCCCCACUGAAGGGGUCCUCCAGGGAGCUCACAGCUGGUGCCCGGGAGCUGGACGUGCUGCUCACGGUCCACCUGAAAGUCUGCAAAGCCCUGCUGCAGAGACUGGCCUUCCCCAAUCUGCCGAGGAUGGUGCAGGACUGCCUCCUGGAGGAAGCAGCCCAGCAAAAGCAGAUUCUGGAGACGCUUUCUGACCUUGAUUUUGACAAGGUCAGCAACGCGACAUCCAUUGAGGAUGUCAUUCCGCAGGCCUCCCACGGGAAGGGCUGCCUGGCGCUGUGGCACGGGUGCACCGGGCCCGGCAGCAUCCUGUCCUGCCCCGCCACGACGCUCCUGGGCCAGCUCAAGAGGACCUUCCUGCACAGAGUCCGAGGGAAAUACCCAGGACAGCUGGACAUAGUGUGCCGCAGGCUCCUGGAACAGGUGGUCAGCUGCAGAGGGUUGCUCCCCGAGGCUGGGCUCCUGGAGCGACAGACUGUCACCUGGUUCCAGUUUCACAGCUACCUGCAGAGACAGAGCGUCUCUGACCUGGAGAAGCACUUUGCCCAGCUCACCAAGGAAGUCACGCUCACCCAGGAACUGCACUGCGCAGGGCGGCUCAGGACCGUCAGGAAGCUGCGGGGAAAGCAGCUGGGCCUGCUCCAGCCGCUGCCCCAGACCUUGAGAGCCUGGGCGCUGCUGCAGCUGGACGGGCCCCCACGGGUGUGCAAGGCGGCCAGAGCUCGCCUGGCCAGCGCAGCCAAGAACAGGAGCUUCCGGGAAAAGGCUUUGCUCUUCUACACCGACGCCCUGACCCAGACUGACGCCAGGCUCCAGCAGGCUGCGUGCAUGGCCCUCCAGCAGCUCAGGGGCAUCGAAAGCAUCGAUCAGAUUGCCAGCCUGUGCCAGUCUGACCUUGAGGCCGUGCGGGCUGCAGCCCGGGAAGCCACACUGUCAUUCGGUAAAGUGGCAUCAGAGGUCACAUGUGGCAUGAUGGGGUUCCCAAGGUUCUUGGUGAAGUCGUGCAAGCGGUGCCAGCCCCAGCUCUCAGAGCAGAACAGCACCUGGGAGGGCACAUCAUGGGCCUGUCACUGCCCGGGUGCAGGGCCACCUCCAACUUACCAGCGUCCUGCCUGAGGCAGGAGCCCCUCCUGGUGGAGGUGGAGAGACGCGUUUUAUUGUCCUCUUAAACUCUGUAUGAUUCUUGGUGAGCGAGAGCCAGAGGCAAGGCAGGGCUGCAGCCUGGCCAACUGUCCCAGAGACUGGCUGACUCGGGGACAAGGCUCAGUCCAGCAGGUCACCAGGUUGAGAGGUCCCCAAGCACUCCUGCCCCUGUGUAGGACCCACGUGGCUUGGAAGAGAGGGUCACGGAGGCAGGAGACAGCCGAUGACAGUCACCCUCUAUUUCAGGUGAAAAAGGACGCUUAGCUUUCGAAAAGAUGGACAAACUUCGCUUAGAACAAAGAGACGGCUUUGGCCAGGAAGCAGAAGUUGAAAUUACAGUAUUUUAAAAAGCCUCAGCUGAGGAGCUCACAUCUGGAAUUUUGCCCCCUGUUGCUACGCAGCCCGACACAGUGCCUGAGCUUUGCAGGGGGCAUACUGGGUGCCCCCCACGAAUGUGAGCUGGUCCAAGUGGCUGCUGAGCCUCGGACUACUGCAAACCCUGGGGCCCAAGUGGCGCUUUUACAGAAGCAGAAGCCGCUGGUGUGCUGUGCGGCCAGGGCUGCGGCCUCAACCGCACACUCCGCUUCUGCCUUUGAGAAUCUGACCCGCCCCAGGAUACAGAAGCAGGUGGCCAUGGACAAAGGUGCCAAGGCCAGGCCAGGCGAGGUUCUGCCUGGAGGACUCCAGGUAGACACGUGUGUGGAACGUGCAGCUUCCUACGUGUCCGCUGGCUCGGUGCUCCUGGCUCAGAAAAUCCCGGGGCUGAGGGGCCGGGGGUGAGCCAGGUGGCUGACCAUGCUACCAAAGCCUGUGGUGGCUCAAGUCAUUUCAACAGCAGCUCGCGUCACCUUGGUGAGCAGGGCAGGUGGGAGGCUUGAGGCCAGCACCUCUUCGCCACUCUCAACCCGACGUGCGGAGCCGACAGCGGCUGGCCGGCCACGCCUGGUUUUCACCACGUCCAACAGCACAAAGGAGGGCAGACAAGACCUGGCCACGGAGCCUGGGGCGUCACGAGCUUUGGUCACACAGGUCAAAAUGGAAUCCAACGUUUGAAGCAAGUCGACCUGAGGCCUAUUAAAUAAAUGGCUCCAGCAGCCACAGCUGGUGUGGAAGGACCCCGGCAAGGGCUGCUUUAAGAGGGAAAAGUAGCCCCCCCCCCCGACUCUGUUAAAAACACACAAAACCCCGUGUCCUGAGAUGUGUGUCAACCAUGUGGUGAACUGUGGGGUGUGACUGUCCUGUCAGCGCGGCACGGACAGCUUUGGAAUGUUCUCAUUUAAAAUUCCUGGAUAGAUAUUGUGCUUUAUUUUUUAUUUUAUUUAAGUCAGUAUUUAUUUGCUUUGUUCAUGUGCUCCAUUUUUUGAAAUUUCAAUUAAAAAGAAAAACUGUUUUAAUGGCUA
This is a messenger RNA of Ictidomys tridecemlineatus (thirteen-lined ground squirrel), 4633 nucleotides long. The record is from RefSeq and is a predicted model, not a curated record. Lineage: Eukaryota; Metazoa; Chordata; Mammalia; Rodentia; Sciuridae.